Messenger RNA from Bolinopsis microptera, 1812 nucleotides. Its product is annotated as protein lin-7 homolog C-like. The record is from RefSeq and is a predicted model, not a curated record. Gene Ontology annotation, cellular component: basolateral plasma membrane; cell-cell junction; synapse. Gene Ontology annotation, biological process: maintenance of epithelial cell apical/basal polarity; protein localization to basolateral plasma membrane; neurotransmitter secretion. Gene Ontology annotation, molecular function: protein binding. The transcript is spliced from 5 exons. Bases 11 to 595 code for a protein of 194 amino acids. Lineage: Eukaryota; Metazoa; Ctenophora; Tentaculata; Lobata; Bolinopsidae.
UAGGUAAAACAUGGCUCCGUUGACAUUAGAGCGAGAUAUCCGCCGAGCGAUAGAGCUGAUGGAGACUCUGGAACAGAGUGGAGAGAUACCUGCCUCUAAACUAGCUGCUAUGAAGAAUGUGCUGAAGAGUGACUUCUGUAGGGCCGUCAGAGAGGUUUACGAGCAGGUGCACGAAACAGUGGAUAUAAAUCACCCCCCAGAGAUCCGAGCAGAGGCUGCGGCUAAAGCAACAGUUGCAGCUUUUGCUGCUUCAGAGGGACAUGCCCAUCCUAGAGUUAUUGAGCUACCCAAGACUGAGGAAGGUUUAGGAUUUAACGUAAUGGGCGGAAAGGAACAAGCUUCUCCAAUUUACAUUUCCCGUAUUAUCCCAGGGGGUGCUGCUCACAAGGAUGCUAACCUGCGACGAGGUGAUCAGUUGUUAUCAGUUAAUGGACAAAGUGUGGAGAAGGCUUCUCAUGAAACAGCUGUUGAUCUGCUCAAAAACGCUCAAGGUAAAGUAAGACUUGUAGUGAAAUACACACCGAAAGUUUUAGAAGAGAUGGAGAGCAGGUUUGAAAGACAGAAAGCUUCGAGAAGAGGUCGAGCGCCACAGUGAUAUGACGUCACACCACGUGACAUGACGUCACGCCACAGUGAUAGGAACAGUUGGGAAAACAUCAGUAAGAGAUAUUGUACCACUGAGUUUACAUGUUGUACCUUAUUCUGUCUUUAGUACAGUUGAGGAAUUCAGACUUUUCAUUGUUAGAAUCUCAGUUUUCUCAGAGCUGAUAUGAAAAGAGGAGUUAACUCGAGUUGUUCGUGCAUGGAUCAGUUUAUGAAAUGAAUAGUACCCUAUAUGGUAACUAAUAGUAACCAUGGUAACAAAAACAAAGUAUUUUCUUGAAACCUGGGUUAGAUUUAAUUGUCAGAAUUGUUUUCUUGCUGAAGUCGUGUAUGAUGUUUGUUAUAUAAUAUACGUGUUUAAAUCUAAAUUAUCAAAUUUCUCAACUUAUAUUUGAAUAAGCUUUUCAUCACAGAUAACAUUAUAACCACAUAGUAACUACAUAGUAACUACAUAGUAACUACAUAGUAACUACAUAGUAACUACAUAGUAACUACAUAGUAACUACAUAGUAACUACAUAGUAACUACAUAGUAACUACAUAGUAACUACAUAGUAACUACAUAGUAACUACAUAGUAACUACAUAGUAACUACAUAGUAACUACAUAGUAACUACAUAGUAACUACAUAGUAACUACAUAGUAACUACAUAGUAACUACAUAGUAACUACAUAGUAACUACAUAGUAACCACAGCAGAUUUGAGAUAUAAUUGGAUACAUCUAUAAAGCUAUAAACUUAAAUUAUCUAAAUAAAUAUCUCUUUCCUUACAGCAUCAUUGAUAAUGUCUGCAUCGCAUGUCACUUUAAUUCACUUGAUUUUCCCUCUUCGUAGAUAAUGAUUUUCUUUUAAUGUAAACUUUAAUCCACAAAUGCGAUGAGCUUUUAUUACUGUAAAUUAAGAUUAUAGACGUGGAUUCUGGAUGGGAAGUUUAUUUGGACACGUGACGUUGAAUCUGUGUUUCGAUUAGAAGCACACUGUCACGUGACAUGACGUCAUGCCACGUGACAUGACGUCAUGCCACACUGUCACGUGUCACAGACAAACGUCACCAUCUGACCACAAGUAACGAGAUCUAUCAAAUUGAGGUUUAUUCUAUACGAUGUUUAUUUGAUGUAUAUCACGUGUUUUAGAAAGAGUAAAAUUAGCGGCUGUGUUUGCUUAUUUACAACCGUUUAUUACGUUUAUUAAGUUUAUAUACAUUUCAUUA